AUGAGGCUAGCUCCACGAUCGUGCGUCCAGCUCUCUAGAGCAGUGCCGGCCCAGAAACGAGGCUCCCAAUACCCAGAAACAAUCAGGCACAGCAGACGGAAGUUCACAACUCCAACGCAGCGACGGUAUGCCGACGUCACCCAUUCUGCCAGCAAGAGCGAUCAGAAGGAAAGGGUAGUGAUAUUAGGUUCCGGAUGGGCAGGCUACGUGCUCGCGAAGCACCUCGAUCGCAAGAAGUACCACAUCACAGUCAUUUCACCACGGACAUACUUCGUCUUUACACCUCUUCUUACCGACUCUGCAGUUGGCACUCUCGAGUUUAGAAACAUCCUCGAAUCGGUGCGGAGGGCAAACACAGAUGUUGAGUACAUCCAAGGAUGGGCUGACGAUGUGAACUUUUUCGAAAAAACUAUCAACGUUGAGCCUGCAGUACUUGAUCCGAAGCAAAGCUAUGCCUUGACACAAGCCAGGGACACACCAGAAGCAAGCAAGCUUAUACCAGAAGAAGAGAAGCUGUUUCAGUUGCCAGAAAGUAUACACCUAAAAGAUCGUGUUCCUGUGUUUCCAGUCAAGUACGACAAGCUCAUCGUCGCAGUCGGCAGCUACAGCCAAACUUUCAAUACUCCUGGCGUCCGAGAAAAUGCAUACUUUCUGAAAGACGUCGGUGAUGCCAGAAGAAUCAGAAAGAGGGUUCUAGAGCUCUUCGAAUUGUGUCACAUGCCCUUCGUCACCGAUGAGACGAGGUCGCAACUUCUGCAUUUCGUGGUUGUUGGUGGUGGUCCCACUGGCAUCGAGUUUGCAGGCAACUUGAGCGAUCUAGUUAGGCAAGACAUGAGUAAGAUACACCCUGACCUCGUGAAAUUUGUCAAGGUCACAGUUUACGAUGUCGCACCCAAGGUGCUACCUAUGUUUGAUGCAGCAUUGGCAGAUUAUGCGAUGAAACAAUAUUCCCAGAAGAAUAUCGACAUCAGGACGAACCACCACGUGGAAGAGCUGCGGAAGGGCCCUCCACGGACUCGUCUGGCCCAAGACAAAAUUCCGCCUGGACGAGUGUUCACCAUCCGGACAAAAGAAGAUGGAGAAGUAGGUAUAGGCAUGUGUGUAUGGUCGACCGGUCUCAUGAACAACCCAUUCGUUGCGAAAGCACUCAACCACGUCCGUCGAUUUCCAACAAAAUCUGCUACAAUCGACGAAGGCCGUCUUCCUGCUGACUCAAAUUCUAGCGCAUGGCAAAUCAAGCGACAUCCCAAGACAGGCAGUAUGAUCGUCGAUAAUCAUUUCCGCAUCCAGCUAGAGUCCAAAGGCGACUCUCAGCCCACAGGUCAUGCAAUCAUGCAAGAUGUUUUUGCCCUUGGCGAUUGUACUAUGCUCGAUAACCUCCAUCCACCUUUGCCCGCCACAGCUCAGGUUGCCAACCAAGAAGCUCGCUUCCUCGCAUCGAUGCUCAACAAGCACUUCGAUCGUUCCGCGGGCAAAUUCAGUGCCGAUUCUUACGACAAGGACUCUGGCUUCGAUUACCAUAACCGAGGCGUUAUGACCUUCCUCGGUGGCAGCAAAGCUAUCUUGCAAGGACCCGAAACCGAGCGGGCAGGUGCAGGGAAACGGCUGAAAGGCUUCCUGGCGUAUUUGAUCUGGAGAGGCGCUUACCUGACUAUGACUCUGAGCUGGAGAAACAAGAUUUUGAUUCCUGUUCAAUGGCUUACCGUCAGAUUGUUCGGAAGAAGCGUGAGCAGAUUCUGA
Lithohypha guttulata is the source of this 1740-nucleotide messenger RNA. RefSeq lists its product as uncharacterized. The record is from RefSeq and is a predicted model, not a curated record. Gene Ontology annotation, molecular function: NADH dehydrogenase activity. The transcript is spliced from 2 exons. The coding region runs from base 1 to 1740 and encodes 579 amino acids. Lineage: Eukaryota; Fungi; Ascomycota; Eurotiomycetes; Chaetothyriales; Trichomeriaceae.